AUGGAUCAAGCCCAAUCUUUAGAACCGAAUAACUAGGCUUCCGACAACCAAAUACACUCAAAUAUUUGUGAUAACGAUGACAUAUAAAAAAAUGGCAGUCAAACUAGACGAGCCUGGUCACUCAAAGAAGACAACCAACUAAAAUAAGCUAUAAAAAUAUAUAGCACCAAUUGGCUCUUAGUUGCAUAAGCAUUACCAAACCGCAACCCUUCCCAAUGUGCUUAGAGAUGGAAAAGAAUCAAACCCUACAAUGUAUAGAAACCAUGGACAAGCAAGGAAGACUAGCUACUUUUAAGAUUAGUGCAAGUGCAUAACAAAAAUUGGGUUUAAAUUGCCAAAUGCAUACCCAAUCGUACCAGCAAACAGGUACGAGAAAGAUUUGUUAAUAAAUUGAAUCCAGAAAUUAAUAAAGAACCUUUUACCAAGGAGGAAGAUAUGAUUAUAGUUGAAGGAUACAAAAACUAUGGAUCCAAAUGGUGCAAAAUAUCAAAAUUGUUGCAAGGAAGACCUGAAAACAUAAUAAAAAAUAGAUAUUACUCAUACAUUCGAAAGCGUUAUUUUAAUAUAGAAAAUCCAUAUUAUGUUGUUCCACAGCAAAAUAAUGAAAUAUAGCAGUCAAUUCAAAAGGAUAAUUUAAAUCAUCAAUAAAGCAAAACAUUCAAAAGGACGACAAUUGGCAAACUUAAAAUUCGAAAAAGAUUGAGUAGAUCAUCUAAUAAUGGAUCAACUAGAAAUAAGGAGAAAAAAUAAAAUAAUAUAAUAGACAAAUAAUUAGAUUAAUUGGAUUAGGAAAAUGUUAAGUUAUAAACAGCUAUAAUUUAAGAAAAUAAUAAAUUAAAUAUUCAUUUCAAUUUUAGCUAAUAGCAAGAGUAGGAAUAAAUAUAAUAAUCAAAGCAGAAAUAAGCUAUAAAAGAAGAACUUUCUAAUUAAUAAAGUUAGAUUAAACAAGAAGUAGAAUUUGAUUAAGUUAACAAACUUGAUCAAUUAUAAGAGAGUCUUAAUAUAUCUCAAAGUUGUUAUGCUCCUUACCCCUUAAUAUAUAAUACUCCUUAGACUUAUAAAAUGAUGUAUUAUUACCCACAGCAAUUACCAAUGCAAUUCAUACAUCAAUAUUUUAUAAAUGGCCCAUAUAUAUAAUAUGGAGUAUAAAGCUAGGAAACAUUACUUUCUAGAUCUUAAGAGAUACAAUAAUCAAGCCAAAAAUUAUUAUGA
Messenger RNA from Paramecium tetraurelia, 1212 nucleotides. RefSeq lists its product as uncharacterized. NCBI's taxonomy places the organism in Eukaryota, Ciliophora, Oligohymenophorea, Peniculida, Parameciidae. The transcript is spliced from 5 exons. Gene Ontology annotation, cellular component: nucleus. Gene Ontology annotation, biological process: regulation of DNA-templated transcription. Gene Ontology annotation, molecular function: DNA-binding transcription factor activity, RNA polymerase II-specific; RNA polymerase II cis-regulatory region sequence-specific DNA binding. The record is from RefSeq and is a predicted model, not a curated record.